This is a messenger RNA of Lotus japonicus, 1643 nucleotides long. Its product is annotated as trans-resveratrol di-O-methyltransferase-like. Bases 211 to 1290 code for a protein of 359 amino acids. Gene Ontology annotation, molecular function: O-methyltransferase activity; protein dimerization activity; S-adenosylmethionine-dependent methyltransferase activity. The record is from RefSeq and is a predicted model, not a curated record. Lineage: Eukaryota; Viridiplantae; Streptophyta; Magnoliopsida; Fabales; Fabaceae. The transcript is spliced from 2 exons. Gene Ontology annotation, biological process: methylation.
AAAAUUAAGUGGAAAUGGAUUGGAAAAAAUUUGAAGUGUGAAUGAGUCAAAUGACUUUCCCAGAAUUUAAUCUUGUAAUAUCACUUCCAGCUUGCUUACCUCUACCAAGAAAAUGUCGAUUACAUACCUUCUUGCUUUAUAAAUAGACCCAAAUAAAAUAUUGAGGUUCCAUAUAUACUUCAAAUUGGGCUAGCAGUUCAGCAGCAAACUAUGGAAAUCCAAGAGGGAGAGCGUGAUGCUGCCAAACUGCUUCAGGCUCUAGGCCACAUAUGGAAUCACAUUUUCAGUUUCAUGAACUCCAUGACCCUUAAAUGUGUAGUUGAAUUGGGCAUACCAGAUAUCAUACACAACUUUGGCAAACCCAUGCCACUCUCACAACUCAUUCGUUCACUACCAAUCCACUCAUCCAAAGCCGGCAACAUUCAUCGCUUGAUGCGAAUCAUGAUCCAUUCUGACUUCUUCUCUCAACACAAUGUCAGUGAGAAUGAGCUAGAAGUCGAGUACACGUUAACUAAUGCAUCUAUGCUGCUCCUUAAGGAUCACCCUUUCAGCAUGACACCUCUCUUGCAUUUCGAGCUUGAUCCAAUUUUGACAAACCCAUGGCAUCAUUUGUCUACUUGGUUCAAAAAUGAGACUCCUACAUCGUUUGAAACAGCACACGGGAUGUUGUUUUGGGAUUAUGUUGACAGAGAUCCCAAACUUCACAGGUCAUUCAAUGAAGGCAUGGCAAGUGAUUCUCAAUUGAUCACUAGUGUGUUCAUUGAGAAGUGCAAGGAUAUGUUUAAUGGAUUGGAGUCAUUGGUUGAUGUUGGGGGAGGCACAGGGACCAUGACAAAGGCCAUUGCUGAAUCAUUCCCACAGUUGAAGUGCACCGUGUUAGAUCUCCCACAUGUUGUUUCUGGCUUGCAAGGAAGUGAAAACCUUAAUUAUGUUGGAGGAGACAUGUUUAAGGAAAUUCCUCCUACCGAUGCCAUUUUAUUGAAGUUGUGGAUAUUGCAUGAUUGGAGUGAUGACGAGUGUCUGAAAAUACUAAAGAAAUGCAAGGAAGCAAUCAAGAGCAAAGGCAAAGAAGGGAAGGUGAUUAUUAUAGACAUGGUGAUGGAGGAAAAGAAGGAAGAUCAUAAAUUAGUUGAAACACAACUAUUCUUUGAUAUGCUCAUGAUGGUUGUGCUCACCGGAAAAGAGAGAAAUAAGAAAGAGUGGGUUAAGUUGAUUACCUCUGCUGGUUUCAAUGACUACAAGAUAACUCAAGUUUUAGGACUAAGGUCUAUUAUUGAGAUCUAUCCAUAGAAAAAUCUACGCAAAUUCAACGAGAAUGAGAAGAAAUCAAUAUUCUAAUAUCAUUUUUCACAUUGUCGGGUGUGAGUCUGUAAGCAGAGGUGUACCUGGGAGCGGUCAUGCCCCCCUAAGAUUUUUAGUUUUAUUGCCAAUUAUAUAUAUAUAUAUAUAUAUAUAUAUAUUUUAUUCUUAGAUUAUUAAAAAACCAAUAUGUUUUACAAACCUAGUUGAUAACCUAGUUGAAAGUUGAAAAGCUAGAUGAAAGCUGUAAACUAUCUGAUUGAAAAAAGUGUUGGGUAAAACUAGUUGUUUAACUAGUGUUGAAACUAUAAAAUAACAUACACAAUAACACACUUGUAUAAGAA